CUCACCAUCCUGUCACCGGGCUUGGUUCAGUCACCACGAACGCCGCCGCCCUCUUCCUCGGACUCCUUGGUGGACCCGCCCACUUCUUCCGCCACCAAUAAGACGCAGGGUUUGGGAGAGACUGUCCUACGGGGCCCCUAUUUGGGAAAGCAAUACAGACUCUAUCACGAGUGAGUGAUGACCUGUGGCUAGACCCAUCUGAGAAAGGUCUUGCCCUGAGAGCUGUGAAUUCUUGUCACUCAACAUACGGCUAUAUCCUGUUCUCAUCUUUGUUUUUUCAACAUUAUCAAUGGUCACCCUCAGCCACCAUGAUCGAUAAUAGCAUACCCAUGAAUUUAAAUUGCAAAUUGGCAAUAAAGUCAAUUCUGCCAAUCUUUAGAUGUCUGAAUUAUCUUGAAAGAAGUGUAGAGAAGUGCAAAAUAGUCAGCAGAUCGGAUAAAUGUAGAGUCGUCAUCCAGUUCUUCUGCAAGCAUGGUAUUAAAAGAACUCACAAUGUGUAUUUCCAAGACAGCCAGCCCUUGAAAAUUCUCUUUGAAAAGAGCUUGUGUGCCAAUAUCCUGAUGAUUAAGCCAAGAUUGCUGACUGAGGCCAUUGUUCUUCUAUCGUCAAAUCAAGAGGAAGUCACCUUUUCUGUUACUCCAGGGAAUUUCUGCCUCAAGAGUUGGAGUGGGGAAUCCCUGGAUUUAAGCAGUUCUGUGUACAGUGAGAUGUCUUUUGACCCAGAAGAGUUUGACUUCUUUCAAGUUGGACUUGAUACUGAAAUAACAUUUUGCUUUAAAGAACUAAAGGGGAUGCUCAGCUUUUCAGAAGUGAUGCACGCUCCCAUAUCCAUCUACUUUGACUUUCCUGGGAAACCCGUUGUUUUGAGUAUGGACGACAUGCUCUUGGAGGCGAACUUUAUCCUGGCCACGUUGUCAGACCAGCCAAGCAGAGUGUCUUCACCACAGUCACUGUGUCUGUCCCAGGCACAAAGAAGGUCAGACCUCAUACAGUCAAGUGCCCAGGUGGGUAAAAGCGGAGCCAGCCAGGCCCCAGAGAGCAUCUCUCGAGCAGCACCCAAAAGGCUGUUUCCCAAGGAUCCUCUAGAUAGCAGCUGUGCAACAGAGACAAAGAGAGCCAGCACCAACCAGGACGACAUCUCUGAAGUACCUGAAAGUGUUGUCAGUGACAUGGAGGAAGGGCCAGGCCCUUCACACCUCAGGAAGUUUUCCUCCAUGUUCUUUGGAGCGGUUUCUUCUGAACAGCAAGAACAUGCCAGCCACCCUUUGGACAGCUGGGCAAUAGCAAGUGACAGUGAAGAGGACGUGAGCGGAUGA
Messenger RNA from Phodopus roborovskii (desert hamster), 1316 nucleotides. RefSeq names its product RAD9 checkpoint clamp component B (gene Rad9b). The record is from RefSeq and is a predicted model, not a curated record. The coding region runs from base 309 to 1316 and encodes 335 amino acids. The transcript is spliced from 11 exons. Gene Ontology annotation, biological process: DNA replication checkpoint signaling; cellular response to ionizing radiation; DNA repair. Gene Ontology annotation, cellular component: checkpoint clamp complex. Lineage: Eukaryota; Metazoa; Chordata; Mammalia; Rodentia; Cricetidae.